GAACCUCUUGAAGACCACUCCAAAGCCCCUCUGUCCGCCAGUUGUGCGGCGCCCAUGUCGUUGGCCUGGCCCGGUCCGUGCCUUCCGGCCGCGCUGGGCCUCCCGCGCCCGGUCCGUGCCUUCCGGCGGUCGCGAUCUCGAGCGGCGACGGCCCUGCGAGCAGCACAGGAUGCCUUGCCUCUGGGUAUGGCGUUGGCAGCCUAUGCGAGGAAAGUUCGCAGGAGACAGGUGCUCACAGGUCUUGGACAGAUCUGUUCGGUGGCCAGCUGGCCCGUGGAAGCUGAGAACCUCAGGAGUGAGGUAUUCGCUGGCGAAGUGAUGAAGAGUCCAUUGGACUCUCGGAAUUACAGGGCCUUGACCCUGCAGAAUGGCAUGAAGGUCUUGCUGGCUUCCGACCCGGAGGCCAUCAGUGCCGCUUGCGCCCUCUCGGUGCAUCUGGGAUUCUACUCAGAUCCCGAAGACCUGCCAGGCUUGGCGCAUUUCUGCGAGCACAUGCUUUUUCUGGGCACCAAAGAGUACCCAGAGGAGAACUCCUUCGAGAAGUUUCUCACUGCCAAUUCUGGCAGCCAAAACGCCUUUACAACGGAAUCCGCGACCACCUACUUCUUUGAUGUGUCACCAGGCGCCCUGCAGGAGUCUCUGAAGCGUUUCAGCAGCUUCUUCCGGGAGCCGCUCUUCACAGCCUCGGGAAUCGAACGAGAGGUGAGUGCGAUCGACUCGGAAUUUGCCAAGAACCGUGAGAACGACGGCUUCCGCUUGGCGCAGCUGCUGAAGAGCACGGCGGCUGAAGGGCACCCAGAGAGACAUUUCGGCUGUGGCAAUCGAGAGACGCUGCUGUCGAAAGGCCAAGAGGAGUUGAGGAAUCAGUUGCUGAGAUACUUUCAGGGCUAUGACCCGAGCCUCAUGGCGCUUUGUGUGGUGGGCAAGGAACCUUUGAACGUCCUCCAAUCCACGGUGGAACAAUACCUGGGUGCUGUGCCCCGGCGGAGUGACGCGCCACGGCCGCGCUGGGCGGUGGCGCCUUACCCGCCCGAAAACCCGGCCAAGAUCUUGGAGGCGGUGCCGGUGAACGAGCUACGCUCAGUUCUCUUGGAAUGGACCUUUGACUUUGAGAACUUCGCUGCACGGAAAGAGUUCCUCUUAGCGAAGGCGCAGGACUACUUGGCACAGAUCUUGGGACAUGAGGGUCCUGGAUCCAUGCACAGCAUCCUGAAAGGCAAAGGUUGGGUGAAUCGUACCACGGCGGGGGUGAGCUUCGACCAAGACGACUUUGCCAUUUUCCGUCUCUCCUUCGAUGUCUCUGAGGAGGGCCUGCGCCAGAAGAACGCCAUCUUCGGCGCCGUCUUCAGCGUCCUCAAUGCACUACGGCAGGGCAGCCCUCUUCAGGCAGUGCCGGACUACACCAUCCAGGAGUGCCGCAGCCUGGCGGAGCUCCGGUGGCGCUUCGCGGAGAAGCUGAACUCGCAACCGCUUUGCCUCGAUGCGGUGGAUCUGAUGCAGGAUGGCCUUUCGCCCGCCUUCUACCUGAGCAAUCGUUUUCUGCUGUUGGAUCCUCCGGGCGACGGCCCCAGCGGGGGCAGCUUGCUGAAAGCCAUCGACCACAUCUUGGAGCAGCUGACGCCCGAGCGCGCACGCUAUCGGGUCUUCGCCAAGGACGUGGCCCCCAAGCAAAGCGAGAAAUGGUAUGGAGUGCCGUAUCGACAGACCGAGAUUCCGAAAAGUGUUCUGCAAGGGUGGAGCAAAGCACCAAUACUUCCGGGCUGGCAUGUGCCAGACCCCAACAAGUUCAUCCCUCAGAACUUCGCACUGGCCUGGCCACAGCAGGACCGCAUCAAAGCUGCUGCGUUGCCACCAGAGCUGAUCCGGAACGAUGAGCGAUGGCGGGUGUUCUUCAAGGCAGACAGGGCUUUUGGCAUUCCAAAGGCCACUUGCAUCUUGCAGUGUUGGUUUCCCGACCCUUCGGAAGUGAAGAGCAACACGCCGGCCUCCAGCAUCAGCACGGCCGAGGGCCGAGUGCUUGCUCGCUUGUGGCAAGCCUCCCUGGCGGAUCGAUUGACCGAAGAGUACUACGCCGCGCGUCUGGCUGGGCUGGCCGCCAACUGUGCCAGCACGGUCGCGGGCAUCUCGUUGUCCUUCAGCGGAUAUAGCGAUAAGCUUUUGCUCUUCGUCCAAGAGGUCCUGCAGAAAAUCCGCGACUUCGAUGGGCCGACCCCAAGUGAGUUUGCGCGAGCACUGGAUGCGCUCAAGCGGGAGCAGGCCUCGUUUGACUUCCAACAACCCUACGCUCAUGCGGCCUACUUCUCCCGCUUGGCCACCUACAUCCCGGAGUACCCUGUGGAGGAGCUGCGUGCAGCCACAAAGCGCGUGACCCUGGAGCAGGUGCGGAACUUCUCGGCCUUGCUACGCGCAAAGGAGCAGAGCUUCUUCGGACAGGCAUUGAUCAUUGGGAAUCUGAGCGUGGAAGCUGCUAAGGGCAUUUUGGAGACCUUCGAUGUGUUGCCCUUUAAAGGUGCGCUGAAGGGCGGCACUGCUGAAGGCCUUUUGCGCUCGCGCUUUGCGAAGCUGCAGCCGGGCCAGGAGAUACUUCAGGUUCAGCCAGAGCCAAAUCCAGAGGAAACGAACCAUGCGCUGGUGUCCCUCUUCUGGACCGGCGAUGAACUCCUCGACGGCUUGCAUAGUAACCUCCUAGACCGAGUGAUGAAGGCUCCCUUCUACGACAGCAUAAGGACGCAGCAACAAUUGGGCUACAUUGUCCAGUCUCAAUCCGACCGCAUUGGCAAUCUUGCUCGCGUUCUACUUAUUGUGCAGAGCAGCGUUCGUGAUCCAAGAGGACUUCUGCAAGCCGUGGAUGAAUUCCUGGUGUCAUUCCGGGCCAAGUUGGCCUCGCUUACAGAUGGUCUCCGAGCUGCGUUGGAGAAAAGAACAGGUAUUUCUUCUAUACUUACUUUUCUUUAAACAAAUUAUAUUGGGUGUGUCGCUCAAAUA
Durusdinium trenchii is the source of this 2985-nucleotide messenger RNA. Lineage: Eukaryota; Dinophyceae; Suessiales; Symbiodiniaceae. The record is from the annotation of a GenBank genome assembly.